Molecule: messenger RNA, 5597 nt
Organism: Scleropages formosus (Asian bonytongue)
Lineage: Eukaryota; Metazoa; Chordata; Actinopteri; Osteoglossiformes; Osteoglossidae
Product: diacylglycerol kinase eta-like
Exons: 30
Coding region: 203-4138 (1311 amino acids)
Biological process (GO): phospholipase C-activating G protein-coupled receptor signaling pathway
Cellular component (GO): plasma membrane
Molecular function (GO): protein binding; ATP-dependent diacylglycerol kinase activity
Source: RefSeq, a predicted model, not a curated record
GUGGUUUGGGGGGUUGGGAGGACGCGGCGAUGAUAACAUCGAUGCAGACAAUCAAAGGGAUGUCAGACAAUGGCUCAAAUUCAAUUAAACAGAACUGCCUCUGUGGUCUUUAACUCGGUAUUGCGCCGAACUCCCCCGCUAAUGCACGGGUGGGACCCUUCUAAUCCACUGCUUAUUAAAUUAAGGAUGUUCAAGAGUGGAGAUGACGCUCCAGGCCGUGGCCCUGCUGCUUCCGCUCCCUCGGCGCUCUCGUUUUCCCCUCCCGCCUCCCGCUCUGCCCGCCCACUCCUUGACCUGCAGUUCCUUCCGAAUCCACGCUUUCUUGAGUCUCUUGCUCGCUUUCCCACCUUCGCCCUUUCUCUCUCCCCUUUCCUGCUGUCGAACCCUCGCUGUGCUCCCCUCCCUCUGCUUGCGCACUUCCUUCGCCUUGCCUUUCACACCCACGCAGGCCAUCGGGCCAUGCGGCGCAGACGUGCUCUUCUGGAGCAUCCAGAACCCGGUCCGGUCCUCGCCGCUCUCCUUCAUCUGGGAAGACUGUGAUCCAGCGGUCGGGGGGUUGAGGAGCGACCGGCUCCCCGGGAGGAGUUCACUGACCAGUGUGAAGGAGGGAUUUCUGCUGAAACAGACCAGUUCUUUCCAGAGGUGGAAGAAGCGCUACUUCAAACUGAGGGGCAGAAGGUUGUACUACGCCAAGGAUGCCAAGUCUCUCAUUUUUGAUGAAGUGGACCUUUCGGAUGCCAGCGUUGCCGAAUCGAGCACGAAGAAUGUCAACAACAGCUUCACGGUGAUCACUCCGUUCCGAAGGCUCAUCCUCUGCGCCGAGAACCGGAAAGAGAUGGAGGACUGGAUCGGCUCGCUCAAGUCUGUUCAGUCCAGGGAACAUUACGAGACGGCACAGUUUAAUGUGGAACAUUUCUCAGGGAUGCACAACUGGUACGCCUGCUCCCACGCCCGGCCCACCUUCUGCAACGUCUGCCGGGACAGCCUCUCGGGGGUCACCUCUCACGGCCUUUCCUGCGAAGUGUGCAAGUUUAAAGCGCACAAGAGAUGCGCAGUCAGGGCCACCAACAACUGCAAAUGGACAACGUUGGCCUCCAUCGGGAAGGACAUCAUCGAGGAUGAGGACGGGAUCGCCAUGCCCCACCAGUGGCUGGAAGGCAACUUGCCUGUUAGCGCCAAGUGUGCCGUGUGCGACAAGACAUGCGGAAGUGUGCUCCGGCUGCAGGACUGGCGCUGCCUCUGGUGCAAGGCCAUGGUGCACACGGCCUGCAUGGACCUGUAUCCGCGCAAGUGUCCCCUGGGCCAGUGCAAGGUGUCCAUCAUCCCUCCCACGGCGCUCAACAGCAUCGAUUCGGACGGCUUCUGGAAGGCGACUUGUCCCCCGUCCUGCGCCAGUCCUCUCUUGGUCUUUGUCAACUCCAAGAGCGGCGACAACCAAGGAGUGAAAUUCCUGCGGCGGUUCAAGCAGCUGCUCAACCCCGCGCAGGUCUUCGACCUGGUCAACGGCGGGCCGCACUUAGGGCUCCGCUUGUUCCAGAAGUUCGACAAUUUCAGAAUCCUCGUGUGCGGAGGAGACGGCAGCGUCGGGUGGGUCCUUUCUGAGAUCGACAAGCUGAACCUGCACAAACAGUGUCAGCUGGGAGUGCUGCCCCUGGGCACGGGGAACGACCUGGCGCGCGUCCUGGGCUGGGGGCCGUCCUGCGACGACGACACGCAGCUGCCCCAGAUUCUGGAGAAGCUGGAGAGAGCCAGUACCAAGAUGCUCGACAGAUGGAGCAUAAUGACUUACGAGAUCAAGAUACCCCCGAAACACAGCUGCCCCACCACGCCGGAGGAGUCGGAGGAGUGCCAGUUUCAGAUCUCGGCGUACGAGGAUUCGGUCGCCGCUCACCUCACCAAGAUCCUCAACUCGGACCAGCACUCGGUGGUCAUCUCUUCCGCCAAGGUUCUUUGCGAAACCGUGAAGGACUUCGUAGCCAAAGUGGGGAAGUACUAUGAAAAAGCCACGGAGAACACGGAAGAAGCAGAAGCCAUGUCGCUCAAGUGUGCCGUCCUCAACGAGAAGCUGGACUCGCUCCUGCAGACCCUCCAGAUGGAGUCUCGGGCCACGCCCCACCCGCCUCUCGCCACUCCGCCCAUAGUGGAGGAGGACGCGGAGGAGACGGAGGAGCGGGAGGAGGGCGAGGAGGACGAGGAGGACAAGGAGGAGGAGGAGGAGGAGGAGGAGUCCCUGACGGAGCUGAAAGAGAAGCUGGAGCAGAACGUGACGGAGAAGGGCUCCCCGCACAGGCUCUUCAGGCCCAGGGAGCAGCUGAUGCUGCGGGCCAACAGCCUGAAGAAGGCCGUGCGCCAGAUCAUCGAGCAGGCGGAGAAGGUGGUCGACGAGCAGAACGCUCACACGGAGGAGCGGCAGCAGGACCUCCCAUCGCCAGCGGACUUCCGGAAGGAGAGCGAGGAUGAAGGCAAGGACAGCGAGAAGGAUGAAGACACCAAGGAGCUGGAGUCGCAGUCCUCAGCGAAGACGACGCUGUGCUCUCCCACCGAGAGGCGUAUGAGUCGCAGCACCCAGUCCUGUGGUUCCUUCUCCAUCCCACCGUUCACCACCAGCAAAGAGAACCUACCCGUGCUCAACACGCGCAUCAUCUGCCCUGGUUUGCGCGCUGGCCUGGCGGCCUCCAUCGCUGGGAGCUCCAUCAUCAGCAAGAUGCUGCUGGCCAACAUCGACCCGUUCGGGGCCACGCCCUUUAUCGACCCAGACCUCGACCCGCUGGAAGGGUACCUGGAGAAGUGUGUCAUGAACAACUACUUUGGGAUCGGACUGGAUGCCAAGAUCUCCCUGGAGUUCAACAACAAGCGUGAGGAGCACCCUGAGAAGUGCAGGAGCCGGACCAAGAACAUGAUGUGGUACGGAGUUCUGGGAACCAAAGAGCUCCUUCAGAGAACUUACAAGAACCUGGAACAGAAGGUCCAGCUGGAGUGCGAUGGCCAGUACAUUCCCCUUCCCAGUCUCCAGGGAAUCGCAGUGCUGAACAUUCCCAGUUACGCUGGCGGGACUAACUUCUGGGGCGGAACCAAAGAGGAUGACAUCUUCUGUGCGCCCUCAUUUGAUGAUAAGAUCCUGGAGGUGGUGGCUGUGUUUGGGAGCAUGCAAAUGGCUGUGUCCAGGGUCAUCAAGCUGCAGCAUCACAGGAUUGCACAGUGCCGUUCGGUGAAGAUCACAAUCCUGGGGGAUGAGGGUGUGCCCAUCCAGGUGGACGGUGAGGCCUGGAUCCAGCCUCCAGGAGUUAUCAAGAUCCAGCAUAAGAAUCGUGCUCAGAUGCUGACAAGAGACAGGGCUUUCGAGAACACGCUGAAGUCCUGGGAAGACAAGCUGAAGUACGACAAGCCCCCCCUGCGGCCACACCUGUACACGCAGCACUCUGUCGACCUGGCGACUGAGGAGGAGGCGGCACUCGUCCAGAUGUGCGCCCGCGCUGCCGAGGAGCUCAUCACCAGGAUCUGUGAAGCAGCCAACACCAACGGGUUACUGGAACAGGAGCUGGCUCAUGCCGUCAACGCCUCAUCCCACGCCCUCAACAAGACGCAUCCCAAGUUCCCCGAGAGUCUGAGCAGGAACACGGCCAUCGAGGUGGCGAGCACCGUGAAGGCCCUACACAAUGAGACCGAGUCGCUGCUGGUGGGACGAGUGUCUCUGCAACUGGACCCCCCUCACGAAGAGCUGCUCUCCAGUGCUCUGCAGAGCGUGGAGGUGGAGCUCAGCAAGUUGGCGGAGAUCCCAUGGCUGUACCACGUUCUGCAGCCCAACGAUGAGGAGGACCCGUCCCUGGAUUACGGCAAGAGGAACAGUCGCAGCACCAUGUUCCGCAUCGUGCCGAAGUUCAAGAAAGAGAAGGCACCUAGGAAGGGCAACUCCCAGCCAGUUCAGAGGUGGGGCACUGAGGAGGUGGGAGCCUGGCUGGAGCAGCUCAGCCUUGGGGAGUACAAAGACAUCUUCACCCGGCACGACAUCCGCGGCUCCGAGCUCCUUCACCUGGAGAGGAGGGACCUGAAGGACCUGGGGAUAACGAAGGUGGGCCACAUGAAGAGAAUUCUCCAGGGAACUAAGGAGCUGGCCAAGACGGCCUUGGCGGACUUGUAGGCCCGACGGACCCCUCAUCCGACCCUGGAGGAAGAGUCCCGGGGAGCUCCGUUUUCUGCGAGGACUUGGUCCGGCGAGGCAGAGACAGUGGCGGGACCAAAGAGUUGUGUGAGGGAUGCUGGGACUUGGAUGUUCUCCGGAAGGUGCCGGUGCCGGUGCCAGGCGUGACAAACAGAAGGGGGGAGGGGAGAUUCUGAAACAUGAAUGAAUAUGUGGAACUAUUGAAAAAGCCAUUUCUAAUACGCUCCACACAUCAGCAGUCGGCUGAGACACGCAGCAAAGCAGGCGUCUGACCUCGCAGGAAACGAGUAGCAAAAGCGAACUUCCACGAAGCGUGCCGCGCGGGUACCGUGUUCGCCAAGGGACCGUUUCGCAUCCGUGUUGUCGAUGUCCGAACGGGGAAAGGGGAAGGGUGGCGUCGGGAAUGUCCUGCUUCUACUGACAUCCUGCAGCACUAUCAUUUACUCAGAAUGUCGGGGCGGAGGCGGUCGAGGCAUCCGAAUCGAAAUCCAACUCUUUCAGGGGUUUGGGACCACAAAACGCAACUUUAUAUCGAGGUCGCCAAAAAAAGUAACAGUCCAACUAAACUGCAUGGUGUGCCUGCUUGGUUUGGAUAUCUAUUUUAUUGCAUGGGUAUUGUCGGAUUUUUUUAACGUACACGAAUUACACGAACAAGUUUUAUAUCGAUUUGAUAUCGUUUGUUUCUACUGAAGUGUCCCUUUGCUCUGAAGUACCCUUAACUCCGACGUUCAGCAUGGACCGUCGUGCGUGAAGAAGCUGGUCUGUAGCAGUCACACGUGCCAUAUUUUCAAAGCUGUUUUAUCGUGCGGUGCGCUUUAUCGGUUCGAUAUCCUAGUGGCUUGUGUCAUCAAAUCUUGUUUUGAGGGAAAAAAGUGGGGGCUUGCGAGUCGUUAACAAGAAUUGCUGUGUUUUCUCUGCAGUAAUUAUGGGACACGAGAACCAAGGCGAACACCUCACCACUUUUGUUAUCGCUGCUUCCUCUUUGGCUGUUUGCAGAUUUCCUGUGCCAAAAUAGCACUCGAAAAACAAGAAGCGGUGGAGCCUCGUUAAGUCAACGCGUCACUUCCCGACAGCAGAAGUUCACUCCUUUUUUUUUUUGCAGGCUAUCGAAUGGACGUUUUCUUUUAAUUUCGUCAACCAAGAAAUCUGGACCAGACUGUUGGUGGUUUUAGGACCUGAAAUUCUAAAGCCGACGCAGGUUAUCAAAUUAUAGCUUUCGGAACAUCGUUCUUUACCAGGCAUAGAUAACCGUUUACCAAGUUGACACUACAAUACAGCCCAUGGUUCGUCCAACAUGUAUCGCGAUCAGUGAAUCCGUGCUUUUUUAUGACACCGUCCAGGUCCGAGAAGACAGUGAUUAUUCUGGUGACGGGACUCACACACACACACAUUUUUCAGAACCGCUAGUCCCUUACGGGGUCACGGGGAACCGGAGCCU